AGGACCUGGCCAUGGCUGGGCUCCUGGGGACCUCCCUCUGCGGGGCCCUGCUGGGCUUCCUGUGCAUGAGUGCCCCUGCGCUAGCCGUGGAGGUGAAGGUGCCCGCUGAGCCCCUGAGCGCGCCGGUGGGCUCCUGCACUUACAGCACGUCGGUGGGAGACAACUUCGCCCUUGAGUGCUUUGUGCCUCCUGGGAAGCCCAUCUCCGCGUCCCAUCCCAUACUGUACUUCACCAGUGGCCAUCUGUAUCCAACUGGUUCUAAGGCAGACAGGGCCAGCCUGCUUCAGAAUCCCCCCACAGGAGGGGUGGCCACCCUGAAACUGACUGAUGUCCACCACUCAGAUACUGGAACCUACCUCUGCCAACAAGUUAACAACCCCCCAGAUUUCUACAGCAAUGGGUUGGGGCUAAUCAACCUUACUGUGCUGGUGCCCCCCAGCAGCCCCUUGUGCAGUCAGAGUGGUCAAACGUCUGUGGGAAGCUCUGCUGCACUGAGAUGCAGCUCUUCCGAGGGAGCCCCCAGGCCAGUGUACCACUGGGUCCACCUCGGAUCUUCCCCUACACCUUCUCCAGGCAGCAUGGUGCAAGAUGAUGUAUCUGGCCAGCUCAUUCUCACCAAUCUCUCCCUGACGUCCUCGGGCACCUACCGCUGUGUGGCCACCAAUCAGAUGGGCAGUGCAUCCUGUGAGCUGACCCUCUCUGUGACGGACCCUUCCAAAGGCCGAGUGGCCGGGGCUGUGAUCGGGGUGCUCCUGGGUGUGCUGUUCCUGUCAGUCGCUGCUUUCUGCCUGUUAAGAUUCCAGAAAGAGAGAAGGAAGAGGCCCAAGGAGACGUACGGGGGUAGUGAGCUUCGGGAGGAUGCAAUCGCUCCUGGGAUGUCUGAGCAAACUUCUGUGAGGGCUGAUUAUAGCAAUGGGCUCCUGGAGAGGCCCCACUCUGCCAGCAGUGUGACGACCACCAAGUCCAAGAUCCCUAUGGUUGUCUGAUUUCUCUCCCGAACCCUGAGGGGUAAUAUCGAAAAUUAAAGCCUUUGGGUACCA
Molecule: messenger RNA, 1040 nt
Organism: Manis pentadactyla (Chinese pangolin)
Lineage: Eukaryota; Metazoa; Chordata; Mammalia; Pholidota; Manidae
Gene: VSIG2
Product: V-set and immunoglobulin domain containing 2
Source: RefSeq, a predicted model, not a curated record